Messenger RNA from Stylonychia lemnae, 1014 nucleotides. The record is from the annotation of a GenBank genome assembly. Lineage: Eukaryota; Ciliophora; Spirotrichea; Sporadotrichida; Oxytrichidae.
AUGGUAAGAUAGAUUUUUCUGGAAAAAAAGUUCAGGAAAGCAACACUCACCUAUGUGAUCUUCGGUGUGCUACUAGGAGUCAUAGUCUAUACUCAAUCAUCUGGAUUGCCAUGUGAUAAAAUCUUAUCAGCAGGAAGUGAUUCUGAUGCAAUGAAACUAGCCUAAGAAUUUGUCCAAGAAAACAGUGAUGACACUAGCAAACUAGUGAUUGAUGAAGAAUGUUUGAAUGUUUGCAUGAAGAGGAACUUCUUCGAAACAGCUUAAUAUUUGAUUACUGAGUAUUUCAUUCAAGACCCCAAGAGAGCUGCAAGAGCUGAAAGCACAAUUAGAAACGCAGUUGAGCAAAUCAAGAACAAAUAAAACGAGGUACUCCUCGCACUUGAGAAGACUCCAAAGGGCAUUCCAGUAAUUAACCCAGCUUUCCAAUGGGCUUAAAGCUUAGACAAUGUCUUCCUGACUGUUAAGUUCGCUCAAAGAUUUGACACUCCAGGCUGCUUAGAUAUCUUUGAUCCAAACAUUACAAUCUCUCCAAGACAUUUCAACAUGACGGUUUACUGCAAGCAUGUAAGAACUAGAGAUGUUUAAAUGUAAUAAUAGGAUAAAGUAACCAUGAAGUACGAAUUGGAUUUGCCAUUAUUUGAUGAGGUCGAUGUUGAUGAGAGCAAGUACGAGCUAGGCUCAGUCGGUCGUUUGAGUGUUAACUUAGUCAAGAAGGGCAGACCCAACAGAUGGAGAAGACUCUUGCAUUCCACUGAGAAGAUGCCAAACAUGGGAAUCCUCUGGGAAAUCCACGAGAAGCAUGAAUAAACUCUUCUUAACCACACUCAGUUUGAGACUGAUGAGUCAAUGGAGCACUUGAUUCACAUCGACAACAGCCCCAGAAAGACCAAGAAAACCAAGAAAGACAAAAAAGACAAGAAGAAGAAGAAGUCACAACAAGCAAGUGUUGAGUCAGAGCCAGAGGUAUCAGAAGCAUCAACUGCUGAAUCAACAGACAAAAGCGAAGAACUUUGA